Caenorhabditis remanei is the source of this 1284-nucleotide messenger RNA. RefSeq lists its product as uncharacterized. NCBI's taxonomy places the organism in Eukaryota, Metazoa, Nematoda, Chromadorea, Rhabditida, Rhabditidae. Gene Ontology annotation, cellular component: cytosol; nucleus; mitochondrion. Gene Ontology annotation, biological process: [2Fe-2S] cluster assembly. Gene Ontology annotation, molecular function: pyridoxal phosphate binding; cysteine desulfurase activity. The record is from RefSeq and is a predicted model, not a curated record. The transcript has 9 exons. Bases 1 to 1284 code for a protein of 427 amino acids.
AUGCUGAAAGGACGAUUCUUAUUUCGGGCGAUUGCUCAACGUACAAUGGCUUCGAAGAUCGAGCCAGGAGCUCCACAGCCCAUUUAUUUGGAUGUACAGGCUACCUCUCCAAUGGAUCCUCGCGUGGUAGAUGCAAUGCUUCCUUACAUGAUCAAUGACUUUGGAAAUCCUCACUCAAGAACUCAUUCCUACGGAUGGAAAGCUGAGGAAGGCGUUGAAGCUGCAAGAAAAUAUAUAGCAGAUCUUAUCAAGGCAGAUCCUCGUGACAUUGUCUUCACAUCUGGAGCCACUGAAUCGAAUAAUUUGGCAAUCAAAGGAGUCGCAAAGUUCCGAAAACAAUCUGGCAAAAACCAUAUAAUCACACUGCAAACUGAACACAAAUGUGUUUUGGAUUCGUGCCGUUAUUUGGAAAAUGAGGGAUUCAAAGUAACUUACUUGCCAGUUGACAAAGGGGGAAUGGUUGAUAUGGAGCAACUUGAACAAUCAAUCACAUCUGAAACUUGUCUCGUGUCAAUUAUGUUCGUCAACAAUGAGAUCGGUGUUGUUCAGCCGAUCAAGCAAAUUGGUGAACUGUGUCGCUCAAAAGGGGUAUACUUCCAUACAGAUGCUGCUCAAGCCACUGGAAAAGUGCCAAUCGAUGUUAAUUACUUGAAAAUUGACUUAAUGUCGAUUUCCGGACACAAAAUCUACGGACCGAAAGGUGCCGGAGCUCUCUACGUUCGUCGUCGCCCACGUGUUCGUAUUGAAGCUCAAAUGUCUGGAGGUGGGCAAGAAAGAGGACUUCGAUCAGGAACAGUAGCUGCUCCACUGUGUAUUGGCCUUGGAGAAGCUGCUCGAAUUGCAGAUAAAGAAAUGGAAAUGGAUAAAGCUCAUGUCGAACGGUUAUCUCGUAUGCUCAUCGAUGGAAUCAGUGAUAAAUUGCCACAUAUUAUUCGAAACGGAGAUCCGAAGCAUGCCUAUCCAGGCUGUGUCAAUCUAUCGUUCGCUUAUGUUGAAGGUGAAUCUCUUCUUAUGGCUCUGAAAUCAAUUGCAUUGUCAUCUGGAAGUGCGUGCACAUCGGCUUCCUUGGAACCAUCAUACGUUCUCCGUGCAAUCGGAUCAGAAGAAGAUUUGGCUCACUCGUCAAUUCGAUUCGGAUUGGGUAGAUUCACAACAGAAGAAGAGGUCAAGCAUACCGUUGAAUUGUGUAUUCGUGAAACAAAUCGUCUUCGUGAACUGAGUCCACUUUGGGAAAUGGUACAAGAAGGCAUUGAUCUGAAGAGUAUUCAAUGGACCCAACAUUAA